GCCGGACCCAGCAUCAAACGAACCAAAACCUCAGACGAUUCUGGACUGGACAUGGACAAUGCCACAGAGAACGGAGGAGGGGACAUGGCAAUGGACGGGGCCAGCGAGAUUGAGCUGGUGUUCCGCCCUCACCCGACGCUAAUGGAGAAAGAAGACGCCACGCUGACAAGGUACAUUAAGACUUCGGGGAACGCCACAGUGGACCACCUCUCCAAAUACUUGGCUGUCAGAUUGGCUUUGGAGGAAUUGCGCAAAAACGGAGAGGCAAGUCCCAUCAACGUAGAGGCAGCCAGCGAAAAACAGUACACCAUCUACAUCCCUACCGCAAACAACCAGUUCACGGUCCUGAAUGGCUCUUUCUCUCUGGAGCUGGUGAGCGAGAAGUACUGGAAAGUCAACAAGCCCAUGGAGUUGUACUUUGCUCCAACGAAGGAGCACAAAUAAAUCCAGUGAGCCUGACCCAGGACAGACUGUGAUGGUUCAUCUGCUCUUCUCUCUCCCUGUUUCUUUGUCUUUCUCUCGCUGUUCCUCCUCAUUUGGAGUAUACUAGUCUCUGGAGCCCCAGCUCCUGAAUUACUGUGGCUGCUUUGAUUUGGAUUUUUUUAAUUGUC
Sinocyclocheilus grahami is the source of this 611-nucleotide messenger RNA. Its product is annotated as E3 ubiquitin-protein ligase RING2-like. The annotation marks the transcript as partial. Gene Ontology annotation, molecular function: chromatin binding; ubiquitin protein ligase activity. The record is from RefSeq and is a predicted model, not a curated record. Lineage: Eukaryota; Metazoa; Chordata; Actinopteri; Cypriniformes; Cyprinidae. The transcript has 3 exons. Gene Ontology annotation, cellular component: PcG protein complex; ubiquitin ligase complex.